Brachypodium distachyon (stiff brome) is the source of this 2641-nucleotide messenger RNA. RefSeq lists its product as uncharacterized. The transcript has 2 exons. Lineage: Eukaryota; Viridiplantae; Streptophyta; Magnoliopsida; Poales; Poaceae. The coding region runs from base 1440 to 2039 and encodes 199 amino acids. The record is from RefSeq and is a predicted model, not a curated record.
UUCUCUGCGUUCAACUGUUCAAGUGUUACGAGGAAGGCAUGCAUGGCAGCUAGGUUAAUUCUCCGACGUGUUCCAUUCUAUUCAAAUUCUCCACAUAUCUUUACCAAUUCUGUAAAAAACCAUGCAUUUUCGUCCGUCGCACUUUCGUCCCCCUGCUCAUCCCUCCAUUGCUGAGGUGGUGGAGUUUCGAGUUGGGGAGCUGAUGUGUGGACACGCACCGCACCGCACGGUUACUGUUCCUUCUAGGCUCGACCAGGUUGAUAGGGUGGGGAAUCGGUGGAAUUCCCCACUCUCCUCACCUCGCCCGAUUCAAUCGCUUGGAACCCUAGAUACUGGGCAAGAGGUGGCGGCGACUGCGACUCCUCAUGGUCUAAAAUCUGGGUUUGCGGCGGCGGAGGACGGAGCCAGGAAGACGUACAAGGAAGCGUUGCUGACCCCAGUUCCGCGACGACGCAGGAACAGACCGACUCGGCGGAAGAAGAUGUCGGGACGGGACGCGCGACCUCGCCGUCCUGAGGAGCGAGGUGGUGGUGGUGGUGGUCGCGGGCCACCGCCUACCAUGAGGACCGGCACGGGGGGCGGACGAGGCUCCUCGUACUACUCGGAUCAAGAGUGGAGGCGGAAGGCUGGGGAUGGCUCGUCUGCGGCGGCAAAAUCGACGUUGACGCCUGCUGAGAAGGUAACAUCGUCUGUUGUGGCUUCUGGGGGUGGAACCAAGGCGUUGGUUUGCUUCAAGUGCAAUCAGGAGGGACACAGUUCUAAGGAUUGUCAAGUAGAAGUGCUUUGUCUGAUUUGUGAGAAGAACAUGCAUGUCACAGCUAGAUGUGUUUGGCCGACUCAAGCAAAGCCUGUGAUGCAGACUGUGGGAUUGGGAUCCCCAGAUCUUGGGUUCUUCAUGCCUCAACAUGCGCGUGUGCCGAAGCAGCAAGACAAGACUUCUACGCUUGGUUUAAUCCAAGUUACGCAAGGACAUGUCUAUCCAUCCAUGUUGCAGGAGGGUCUGGCCUCUCAAUUUCCAUGGCAGUGGCGCUGGAAUGUGACUAAACAGGGGAAUGGCUUUCUGGUCCCUUUCCCCUCUGCUGAGACUUUGGGGAUGUUGGUGGAAUUUGAAGAUUUCAAACUGCGAGGUUCUAACAGUUAUAUCAGAAUUUUGAGGGCUGAAUCGGUGAUCAAACCUAAAGGCAGGAUGCAUACUAUUUGGGCAAGGGCUGAAGGAGUGCCGAAUGACAUGAAACAUUACAAGGGUAUUUGUGAGAUUGGCAGUCUGAUUGGAGCAGUGGAAGAAGUGGACAUGAAGAUCUUACAUGAGUUGGGCAUUGUGAGGUUUAAAGCUCAUGUGAAAAGUGUGCAAAAGAUUCCCAAGGUGAAAGAAUUUGGUAUCCCUCCCAUGCUGUUUGAUGUGUCCUUUUCUGUGGAGAGGAUUGAAGUGAAGGGGCUAUAUGAUGGGAGAUGACUCUGGGGCUGGGAAGAGAGUUACAGUUCAAGACCCUAAAGGUGAUCAAGAAGGAGAUAGAAGCAACAAAACGCAGAAGGCAACAGCAACUCAAGGCAGUGCUCCUGUUGGGGCAUCUGCCACUGUGACUGAUGUGACUGUCAAGGAACAAGGUGCAGCACAGACUUAUGAAUGUGUGACUGAUCUAGAGCUCCCAGUGUCAGUGGAUGUUAAGAAGGCUCUCAUUGCUUGUAAGAUGCAAGAAGAUGGAGAUCAGAAAAUGGCUGUGGAUCAUGGUGCUGGUGCUGGGACUGCCGAGGAUGAGGUUUUUGUCCUUGACAAUAGCCAAGAGAGAGUGCAUUUCUCUCAGAAUGAGGAAGUGCCAGACUCCCAAGAUUCUUUCCAAGCUAAAGUGGAUGCUAUUCAGGGAGGGAAGGCUGACUCUGAAACAAUUUCCUCUGUGAAUGGGGCACUUGACAAAACUGGGGGGAGGAUCAAGGGAACCAGGAAGUGUGAGCGGCUGAAAGGGCAGGAGGAUGCUGACAGAACUCUGCUGGCCAUGCAAAGAGCUGAACAGAAGAACACUAUUCCUGGCAACACUGGAUGAUGGCCAAGGGGACGACCAAGGCGGCGCCGAGGAAGAAGCGGUAGGUGAGGAGGGCGAAGACGAAGAGGCCGGCGUCGACGACGACCUUGGUGAGCAGCAUCUGCCCCGUCGUGAACAGCUCGAUCAGAACCAUGCAAAUGGCCGGCCCCCACUCAGACUUGAAUGACGUCGUCGCCAUCGGUCGAUCUCCUCCCUUGGCAGUAUUCCUUCCUCCCGGCCGCCUGGAUCAAGAAACAGUUGGAAAGAAUCUCGUGGGAUCUGCGCGCGGUCCGGCCAUCCCACGGUGGGCAACGCAACGCAAUGGCCGAUUGUUCAUGCUAGAUUCACGCUAUGGAGUUUGGACUUUGGACUGAUUCGCGCAGUCGGCUGGCACCGCUAGUUUCAGAAGAAGAAACCAAAACCAUUUAUGGCGGUGGUAUGUACUAGCUAGCCGAAUAAGCAUUGUUGGCCCAAACUGGUUUCGGUCAGAUGCCGGGAACCAAGGAGCUAGGAAACUUUAGGGAAAGUUGUAAUUGGGUUGGGCCGCACCGCACCUUGUAUCGUGCAGCAUUCAGCAGUGGGAUGUGUGACAAUGGGACGUUCCAUCAAGGGAAACUAUAAUU